AUGGUGAGCAUUAAUUCCGCCGCUGAAGCAGCUGUCGCAGCGUACAGUGCCGCCAUCGCCCUCGGAGGCAAUUACUCGGUUCCUCUUCAAGAAGCCGCCUCUGAAGUUUCUUCAUUUUUCCUUCCAAAUUACAGUUCCUUUACGAUGGGAAAAAUCACCCUAUCAUCAAAUCAGUCUGUUGUGGCAGAAAAUUUCAUAAAGGAGUAUGAUGAGUUCAGAGCAAGCGGCGGCCCAGGAACAGAUGUCCACGUCACACACUCGAGAGUUGAAGCGGUGUCGGACGAGAGCGCGCUAUGCUGGUUAACAUACCAUAUUUGUCCAAUAAACGGUAUGCAAGGUUGGGAUUGGACAAAUGUCUAUGGGUUUCGGAUAGUGAAAGGAGGAAUUGCGAACGGGCUGGAGGGAGGAUGGGAGUUCGCUAUUGGCGACAAUGAAGACUCGCAGUAUACCAAAAGGUUCCCCAACGCGAGCUGA
Messenger RNA from Penicillium riverlandense, 474 nucleotides. RefSeq lists its product as uncharacterized. The coding region runs from base 1 to 474 and encodes 157 amino acids. The transcript has a single exon. The record is from RefSeq and is a predicted model, not a curated record. Lineage: Eukaryota; Fungi; Ascomycota; Eurotiomycetes; Eurotiales; Aspergillaceae.